This is a messenger RNA of Opisthorchis viverrini, 4585 nucleotides long. RefSeq lists its product as hypothetical. The coding region runs from base 60 to 1589 and encodes 509 amino acids. Gene Ontology annotation, biological process: signal transduction. Gene Ontology annotation, cellular component: nucleus; perinuclear region of cytoplasm; cytosol. Lineage: Eukaryota; Metazoa; Platyhelminthes; Trematoda; Opisthorchiida; Opisthorchiidae. The transcript has 11 exons. Gene Ontology annotation, molecular function: 3',5'-cyclic-AMP phosphodiesterase activity. The record is from RefSeq and is a predicted model, not a curated record.
GCUCCAAAGAUUCUCGCUUCGGGACGCCUCAUACUAACUUCACAGAUGGCGGACAAAUCAUGGCUUUGAUACAAGAGGAACAGCUCAAAGUCAGUGCAUCGGAAACUCUCGAGGAACUUGAAUGGUGCCUGGAGCGACUGGAAAACAUCCAAACUCACAGGUCUGUGAGCGACAUGGCAACAAGCAAGUUCAGAAAAAUGCUUAACAAGGAACUCAGUCAGUUUAAAGAUGGCUGCCAAAACGCCAAACAGAUAUCAGAAUACAUAUGUUCUACGUUCCUUGACCCCAAUGAAGUCGAUCCAAAUUCUGCAAUCACACACUUGCCUGAUAAGGCCAGUAAUGAGAAUCUCUCGCGUGACUCUUCAAAAGCCACUAAUGUAACACAGAAAACCAGUAACUCUACAGAGGUGCGAGUCUGCGGUGCCUCGUUUCUUAAUAUAGCUGACACCGAAGGACCAAAAGCUGCUGAUGAGCACCAAUGGCUCCAGAAAGCCAACACAGAGUCUUCCCAAUCGUGUGACCGUGUGACACCAACAUCAGCAUUAUCGUUAGACGUGUUGCCACCUGGACUCAAGUCAGAUCAAAUGGCUAGGUUAAAACAGUUUGUUGUUACCGGUUUGGAUCAGUGGGGAGUCGAUAUAUUUGAAUUGAGUCAGCUCACAUCCAAUCCCCUCACUUGUUUAUUUUAUGCCAUUUUUCAGAAACGUGGGCUCAUUAAACGGUUCAGUAUUCCAGAAAUGAAUUUGGUCCGUUAUGCUAAUCUGAUUGAAGAGAAGUACAACGACGUUCCGUAUCAUAAUAGAGUGCAUGCUGCUGAUGUUCUUCAGUCAACCCAUGUCCUGCUCAACGCAUCUGCGCUUACGUCUGUUUUCACCGAUUUGGAAGUCAUGGCAGUGUUGUUUGCCUGUGCCAUUCACGACGUCGAUCACCCUGGAUUGACGAAUCAAUUUUUGAUCAACACCAAUGAUGAACUGGCAAUUCUUUAUAACGACACUUCGGUGCUAGAAAACCAUCACCUUGCUGUUGGCUUUCAGCUGCUCACACGCCCUGGGUGCGACAUACUAGAAAACGUUCCCAAAAAGCAACGUCUCAGUCUUCGUAGAAUGGUUAUUGACAUGGUGCUGGCUACAGAUAUGUCGAAACACAUGAGCCUGUUGGCAGACCUGAAGACCAUGGUUGAGACCAAAAAGGUCGCAGGAUCCGGUAUCCUUACGCUAGACAACUACAGCGACAGAAUGCAGAACAUGAUACACUGUGCUGAUUUGAGCAAUCCGACAAAAUCCUUGAAGCUGUACAGACAAUGGAAUGCUCGAAUUAUGGAGGAGCACUUCAGACAAGGUGAUCGAGAAAGAGAACGUGGAUUGGACUUGAGUCCCAUGUGUGAUCGAACCACCGCGUCGAUCGAGAAGACUCAGGUCAGCUUCAUCGAUUACAUUGUUCACCCGCUUUGGGAAACUUGGUCGGACCUCGUACAUCCGGACGCUCUGCAGAUACUGGAUACGCUAGAUGAAAACCGAGAAUGGUAUCUCAACCAGAUCACGAAGGAAACAGUCAGUGAGGAUUCAGAGCCCCCAGAAGAUAAGCAGUAACAACAUGUUGCACUCAAUCCCUGGUUGCAAAGCAACACGCAUGCACAGAGUAUCUAGCUUUUGUAACACCAUCGAUUUUGUGGGACAAAGACAUUACCUCGACACAUUCCGCAAGAUCCCCAAACGUGCACCCAGUUGCAUCCCAAUAACUUGGGUUCAUUCCACUCACGGGCCAAACACACAUGGGUUGAUCAAUAUCGAAAUGACCGGAAAAAUGUGUGCUCUAGGAAUUAGUUGAUACGUGACUGACGCCGGUAAUCACCUAUCACUGUACCACAACUACUCAUUCUGCACAACUACAACUCCGUCCAAGAACGCCACAAAGCACAUAUAAACCUGCUUCUCUUGGACAGGUUGUCCCAUAAAUUUCCCUGCCCCUCCACCCUGACCAGUAUCCUGCAGCCCCAUUUGUUAGCCUAAGAGCAUCCAGAUCGACAACACACCAGUCAAACUUAUAUUUUGUUUGUUUGAUGAAUACAGCGCGUCGAGCUCGAGUAUGGGUUCCACUACGGCUGAGCGGAGCCAUGUCCGGUACAAGAAAAAUCCCGCUUUUGUACAGAAAUUUCUUUGUGCAAAUAAUAUAUAAAGGAAAACUUGCAUGUCAACGUGUUCUAUAACCAGUAAAACCCCAGCACAUAAGGUCAAAAAGAGAAGGAAAGUACCUGGAUGGAUCAAUGGUGAAAAGGUGUUGAGGCUGGCAGACAUGAUUAUGAAUAGUUCAAACAACCGGGUAGUGGAGGCAUACCAUCAUGAGUCAAACUAUAUAGUCUUGAUUCGACGCUUCCCAGUAGUGAACUAGCUCCAAAUCGAAGUAGUUCUGGCUGAACCCAUUCAGAUCCCAGAUAGUUGAGAAUCAAAGCCGAAUAUUCCAUAGCAUCAUGUGCAGUUUGUAGACCACCAGCUGGUUUGAAACCAACCUGAGUUGAGGAGAAAAGACAUAAAAAGGAAUCAUUCAAUAUCACUACUACGGUCGGUAAUAGGAUGGACAGAGUACCGUUUAGCUCUUACUCUACCUAGAGCAUCAUGAUAAAUUAAGACACCCUGAAAUGUAUCGGGAAAUGUCUCACUCCACCAUUCAUCAUGAUACAGGAGUAGCCGAGGAACCUACGUAGCCCGCAUUACGAAAUGGAAUAGAGAUGUUUCCCUUUGGACGGACUGCCUCAAGUAAUCGACACAGUGGUUUUUCCGACAGGUCGUCUCUCGCGAAAGCGGACUAGCGAAAACAUCGGGAAUAAAUAGCGCGAAAGCAAACGUCGAUGCCAGACGCGGAGCAGUAAAAAUCCUUGUGCGAAUGUUUUGGAUUGUGUACUGAAUUUGAGAAACAAAAUUCACAAAUCCAGGAUUCUUAAACUCAACCAGUUGGUCCAGUAGAAAGCCAGCGUAGCAAUGCAUGAACUGGCCGCAAUAAUCAGAGACUCGUGUUCAAAGGCUGGUGAACACUGGAAUAGUGAUGAGCGGUUUUUAGCACCCUGUAUCAAGGAAUCACACGGGCCGAAGUUUAUGGGAAGCCUUCGAUUCUACCACAUCAAAAAAGACCCAAAGCAGCAAGUGCCGCGUUGUCACUUCGGAGCUCCACUGUUGCAGACAUUAGCAACCACAACUUCUUGACUCGACAGUCUAUGAAGAGACUGGUGCAUAUUUUCUCAAGCUAUCCUAGAGGCCCACAACCAUUGUGCAUUAUGAUCUAUCGCAAGGUGGAAUGGCUGAGGCAUGCAGCUGCAACACCCUCUGUAAAGGAAUUCGUCAGUGUGUUUGUCAAUAUUCUUCCCACUCUUCCGACGAUUUUUUCGCUUUUGUUUAGCACUUGUAUUAAAAUGAGUUGUGCCUAGCCUGGUGAGAUAGAUUCGAUAAACCAUUUCCCGUUCUCAAUGAAAUUGCACACAGGACCCUCCGUGAACUAUAAGAUACUGACGGAAUUUCCAUGGGAACAUAAGGAAGAGGAUACCAGGUAGGGCUAUGGACUGCUUUUCCACUAUUCCGUCCUUGUAAUCCACAUAUGACGUGUGCGAAUAUCUUGACCCACAAAACUGUACAAAAAAUUUUGGCCUACGUUGCCGAUACAAUGGACACCCUAUUAGACAAGGAAAUGAAAUGAUAGCUUUAGUCUCCUCGACCAAAAUAUACCAGGUCACAUUGGGAAAUCUGUCCCUCCAAAGUCCCAAACAUCAAUGAACGCUCAAAGGAGCCCACCGAGAAUUUUUCACCUGAAGGACUCGCUUCUUCCAAGGGAAGAAGGAAGGACAAGUGGAAUACGAAGAAACUGGAAGCACCGAAAUUCAAAUAACACAAAAACAGAGAACAUGAAGGGUUGUUAGAAAUCCUAUGCUGUUCUUGUGUUUCCCUGACAAUCGGACACUCGGAAUUUGGUAUGCUGUCACUCCACCCGAUUAUAUCAUCAGAUGUGAACUUGGAUUCAUUUGAAUACAUCUGAAUCACGAUAAUGAGGUGUGAAAUGUAGUUAGAAACACUCUGAUCACAAACAUGGUUACAAACUCGGCGACCACUGCUAGGAUACUUUCGAUCCGAUUUGUAAUACUUUCAGGAACGAAAUUUGGCCACUUCUAGAGUAUAGUAUACAUGAAAGACACGACCACCUAGGUAAACCUAUCUGACUAGUAAACCCUACAUACUUUCGAUAAUACUUAAAUUCAAACUGUGAACCGGCCGAUUCAUAGUCUUGAUUAUGCGAAGGAAUUGUCACAUUUUAAUGAGGUAAGGAGUGUGUCGCGGUAUUAUUAUGCUGAAAUAUCGCGGAUCGCAGGUUUGUUGGAAUCACAGGGGGCAGGAAAUCCUCCAAUGUCCUGUCUGUUCCACUUUUAUAAUCGCUAACUAUGUUUUCCAGCCGCAGAAAUCACAUCCAAAAAUUAUCACGGAACCAAAAUCGUAAGCUGGACUACUGAAGUCCCAUCCGAAGUGAAAACUUUUUGCUCUAAAAAUUUCACGACAAACGGGUGAAAGUUCAGGGAGAUAUAAUUCAUGGCCCACUACAUUUUGUU